AUGAUACAGCGUGAAGGCAGUAUGGAAGCUGAAUUAAGUGAAAGAAUUAAUAAAGCUGUAAAGACAUAUCAUACAAUGAGCAAAGUCUUCCUUAGAAACAAGAAAAUUAGUAGGAAAUCAAAGAUGAUGGUUUACAAGACCAUAUUUAUACCAACAUUAAUUUAUGGUAGCGAAGGUUGGGUGCUAACAAACAGAUUAAAGAGCAAGAUUCAGGCAGUAGAUAUGAAAUUUUUUAGGAAAGUCACAAGAAUAACUAGAAGAGACAAAAUCAGAAAUGAUAUAGUAAGGGCAGAACUGGGAGUAGAAUCAAUCUCGCAUAGAGUUGAAGUACAACAAUUAAGAUGGUUUGGACACCUGAACCGCAUGAAGGAAAGUAGACCAGCUAAACGGGUGUGGGAAGCAAGAGUUCAAAGAAAAGGAAUACGAGAAAGAAAUGGAACGAUGAGGUGGUAG
Messenger RNA from Acanthoscelides obtectus, 453 nucleotides. The record is from the annotation of a GenBank genome assembly. NCBI's taxonomy places the organism in Eukaryota, Metazoa, Arthropoda, Insecta, Coleoptera, Chrysomelidae.